AAUCCUCUUUUGUCUCUCUCUAUCCACACGUUUUCAUCGUCCCUCGUUUCGAUAUGUCGUAUAUAGAGUGUUCGGAACAUAGGAACAAAGCAAUUUCUUCGAACUGAGAUUACAUUAAUAUGAUAUUAUUCACUGUCAGCAAAUGGAGAUAUGUGUAAUUGUAAUAUGAGAACAGUCAUCCAACAGACGGACUUUAUAAUCUUCUAAUAUUUUCUUGAGAGGAUUUAAGAGCACAUUAUCGUUCACUACUUAAUUUCACCUAUUUCUUGUUAUAUAGUUAUUAACAGUGAAAUUGGAUUUUAUCUUAUCCAAUCGAUGCCAAUUUAAAUCGUAGAAGAUUUUAUAUCAUCUAUGGAUCUAAUUUCAAUUUGAUCACCUCAUGAAAGGAAGUGUUAAGUGAAAAAUAUAAAACUUGGGAACAAAUAUAUCCAGUAACAAUCACUUUUAUACCAAUCAUCAACAAUGGCGUGGACAAAUUAUCAACGUACAUUAGCUAUACUUCAAAUAAUUACAGGCUCAUUUAAUACUUUAUCAGUUAAGUACGCAGAUCGACAAGUGGUACUUGGAGAAGAUAAGCAACUUAGGCAUUUUAAUCAUCCUUUUAUGCAAUCGUUAUUUAUGUUUAUUGGAGAGGCUCUUUGUUUCUUGGCAUUUAAAAUCUUUUAUUAUUAUUAUAAUCGACGAGCUGAUGGUUCUGUAGAUAACAAUGUACUCACUAAGGGUUCGAGGAUUUUUAAUCCUUCCAUUUUACUUGUACCUGCAUUGUGUGAUAUGUUUGCGACAUCCAUAAUGUAUAUUGGUCUGAACAUGACUUAUGCAAGUAGUUUCCAGAUGUUACGUGGAUCAGUAAUCGUUUUUACAGGAAUGCUUUCUAUUGGAUUUCUUAAUAGAAAAUUAGGAAUAAGGGAAUGGAUAGGCAUUGGUUUUGUCAUAAUAGGCUUAGCAUUUGUCGGUGCUAGUGAUAUAUUAACAAUGGGAGAUAGUGAUAUCAGUGUAAAUUCUGUAAUCACCGGAGACUUGCUUAUUAUAUUUGCCCAGGUAAUAACAGCUGUUCAAAUGGUUGUGGAAGAAAAAUAUAUGAUGGAACAAAAUAUUCCUGCAUUACAGGCGAUUGGAUGGGAAGGUAUCUUUGGAUUUAUCGGUAUUUUUAUUGCUUUGAUUCCUCUAAAUUACAUUACUGCGCCACCGCCUUUUGCUGACAAUUCACGCGGGACACUUGAAGCCUCUGUGGAAGCUCUUGUCGAAAUUGGAAGCAGUAGUAAAUUAUUGAUAGCUAUUAUCGGUAUAUCGUUUAGUAUUGCUUUCUUUAAUUUUGCUGGUAUUAGUGUUACCAAAGAGAUGAGCGCUACGACGAGGAUGAUUUUAGAUAGUGUCCGAACGAUCUUAAUAUGGGCUUUUUCUUUAGCGUUUCAAUGGCAAGUCUUCCAUUACAUGCAGCUCAUUGGUUUUACGAUUCUUUUAAUCGGUAUGGCAUGUUACAACAACAUCGUUAUUCCGCAAUUAUUUCAAAAAUAUCUAUACCGUCUGGGACGCCAUACAUUAGCUGACGAAGAUCGUAUUAUUAAUACCGCCGCAGAUGAUUUGCCAGAAACAAUAUGAGUCUAUGCAAUUUGGAUAUUUCAUGCCGCGCAAUUAUCACUAGUAUUAAUUUCUUUUUUUUUUGUUAUUAAACGAUAA
Formica exsecta is the source of this 1677-nucleotide messenger RNA. It is a transcript of the gene Tango9, whose product is annotated as solute carrier family 35 member F6. Gene Ontology annotation, molecular function: pyrimidine nucleotide-sugar transmembrane transporter activity. The record is from RefSeq and is a predicted model, not a curated record. NCBI's taxonomy places the organism in Eukaryota, Metazoa, Arthropoda, Insecta, Hymenoptera, Formicidae. The coding region runs from base 463 to 1599 and encodes 378 amino acids. Gene Ontology annotation, biological process: pyrimidine nucleotide-sugar transmembrane transport. The transcript has 8 exons. Gene Ontology annotation, cellular component: Golgi membrane; intracellular membrane-bounded organelle.